Molecule: messenger RNA, 687 nt
Organism: Capronia coronata CBS 617.96
Lineage: Eukaryota; Fungi; Ascomycota; Eurotiomycetes; Chaetothyriales; Herpotrichiellaceae
Exons: 3
Coding region: 1-687 (228 amino acids)
Biological process (GO): purine nucleoside catabolic process
Molecular function (GO): guanosine deaminase activity
Source: RefSeq, a predicted model, not a curated record
AUGCGUCUCCAGCUUCUCUCCCUGCUCUUGCCUCUGGCAGCUGCACACACCACCGGCUCUCUGCAAGCUGUCAUCAGCGACCAAUCCCUCAGCAUCAACGGCGUCAAUUUCAGCACUCGCGCCUAUUGGAUGAGACAAGCAAAUGCCGCCCUCGGUGAACUGGUGUCUCCCUGUCCGUUUGGUGCAUUCGGGACAGUGAUCGUGAACCACACGGCAGGCGGGCUAGGCGAGCUGGUCUGCAUGGGCGCGAAUAACAUUUCGUUGACUGGCAACCCCUCCAUGCAUGGAGAGAUAGCAGCCAUCAAGAACUGUUCCGAGGUCUUGACCGACCCGUCGGGUCCAUACAACAUGACUCCUUCGGAAGCGCAACAAGCCUUUACCAGCUUGUCGCUGUACACGAACGCGGAGAGUUGUCCGAUGUGUGCUUCGGCUAUCCGAUGGGCCGGGUUCAAAGAAUACAUAUAUGGCACGUCUAUCGAAACGUUGAUCGCCCAAGGUUGGGGUCAGAUCCGGGUGUCCAGUGUGGACGUGUUCUCCCAGAGCUUCGACCUGACUUACCCGACGAGGCUUAUCGGAGAGCUUCUCACAAAUGAGACCGAUCCUUACUUUCUGUGGCAGUACAACCCAAGUUAUCCAUGCCCGUCAGGCUGUCACCGUGGGUCGUCGGGUUCUUGUACAGCAGAAUAA